Peromyscus maniculatus bairdii (prairie deer mouse) is the source of this 4329-nucleotide messenger RNA. RefSeq names its product F-box and WD repeat domain containing 11 (gene Fbxw11). Gene Ontology annotation, molecular function: protein dimerization activity. Lineage: Eukaryota; Metazoa; Chordata; Mammalia; Rodentia; Cricetidae. The record is from RefSeq and is a predicted model, not a curated record.
CCGAGUGGGAGGGCGGAGCUGCCGGCGGCCCGGGCGGGCUGGCAGCUAGAGUGGGUGCGAGAGCCGCCUCCACCGCCGCCGCUGCCACCGCCUCCUCCGCCCGGGCCGUUCGCUGCUGAGCGGGGAGAGCGAGGCGGGGCCGCCGGGGCCGCCAUGGAGCCCGACUCGGUGAUUGAGGACAAGACCAUCGAGCUCAUGUUACCGAAGUGCAUGUUUGGGAUUUUGUUGAAGAAAGCUGGAUACAGUAAACGGAGAGUCUUGGAAGACGCUUGACCGCUGUCUUUUCUCAGACUAGUCUGAAAGGGGAUGCCCCAUUCAGUCAGUGGUGGAUCUGAAGUGCAGAGUACUUCCAGAACACUUCAGUUAUGGAAGAUCACAAUGAAGAUGAGUCCCCAAAGAAAAGUGCUCUUUGGCAGAUAAGUAACGGAACGUCAUCUGUGAUUGUCUCCAGAAAGAGGCCGUCAGAGGGGAACUACCAGAAAGAAAAGGACUUGUGCAUUAAGUACUUUGACCAGUGGUCUGAAUCAGAUCAGGUGGAAUUUGUGGAGCAUCUUAUCUCACGAAUGUGUCAUUAUCAGCAUGGACAUAUUAACUCUUACCUGAAGCCCAUGUUGCAGCGGGACUUUAUCACCGCCUUACCAGAGCAAGGCUUAGAUCACAUAGCAGAAAACAUUCUUUCCUACCUGGAUGCCAGGUCUCUGUGUGCAGCAGAGCUGGUGUGUAAAGAAUGGCAGCGAGUGAUCUCAGAAGGCAUGCUUUGGAAGAAGCUGAUUGAGAGGAUGGUGCGCACUGACCCUCUCUGGAAGGGCCUCUCAGAGAGAAGAGGGUGGGAUCAGUACCUGUUUAAAAACAGACCUACAGAUGGCCCUCCCAAUUCAUUUUAUAGAUCACUAUACCCAAAGAUUAUCCAGGACAUAGAGACCAUAGAAUCGAAUUGGCGGUGUGGACGACACAACUUGCAGAGGAUCCAGUGCCGCUCGGAAAAUAGUAAAGGUGUCUACUGUCUGCAGUACGAUGACGACAAGAUUAUCAGUGGCCUCCGGGACAACUCCAUCAAGAUCUGGGAUAAAACCAGCCUGGAAUGUUUGAAAGUGCUAACAGGACACACGGGCUCUGUCCUCUGCCUCCAGUAUGACGAGCGAGUCAUUGUAACUGGUUCUUCAGAUUCGACAGUGAGAGUCUGGGAUGUGAACACGGGUGAAGUGCUCAACACUCUGAUCCAUCACAAUGAAGCUGUACUGCACUUACGCUUCAGCAACGGACUGAUGGUGACUUGUUCCAAGGACCGGUCCAUUGCCGUGUGGGACAUGGCCUCGGCCACGGAUAUCACCUUACGCCGUGUCCUGGUUGGCCACCGUGCUGCUGUCAAUGUAGUAGACUUUGAUGAUAAGUACAUUGUGUCUGCCUCUGGAGACAGGACCAUUAAAGUGUGGAGCACGAGCACUUGUGAGUUUGUCCGCACUCUGAAUGGGCAUAAGCGAGGCAUCGCCUGUCUACAGUACCGGGACCGGCUGGUUGUCAGUGGAUCGUCAGAUAACACCAUCCGGCUAUGGGAUAUUGAGUGCGGUGCCUGUCUAAGAGUCCUGGAGGGGCACGAAGAAUUGGUCCGAUGCAUCCGUUUUGAUAACAAGAGGAUUGUCAGUGGCGCCUAUGAUGGGAAGAUUAAAGUCUGGGACUUGCAAGCUGCUCUUGACCCUCGGGCCCCAGCAAGCACAUUGUGUCUGCGCACCUUGGUGGAACACUCUGGACGCGUGUUUCGGCUACAGUUUGAUGAGUUUCAGAUCAUCAGCAGUUCCCACGAUGACACUAUUUUGAUUUGGGAUUUCUUAAACGUGCCUCCCAGUGCCCAGAAUGAGACACGCUCUCCCUCCAGAACCUACACCUAUAUCUCCAGAUAGCGGUCUGCACUUUGGCCCAAUCUGGGUUUCCUGGUCUUGAACUACUGGCUACAUGGCUACCACAUGCCUAAGGGAGUUCGUUCACAGCUGAGUUCUGGGGCUGGAAUUGGUUCUAGAUGCUGGGUAGACACAAAGCAGCCCCACUCUUCAAGCCCCACCAUUUCCCAGGCCACCCCGGCUCUGCUUGGAGAAGGACAGCUUAGCUUACCGACUGCAAGCAGAGCAGCAGCUCCCGCCCUCCCUUCAGUGAAGAACCAACGCUUCCUUCCGACGCCCAUGCUCACGGAAGGACACGUGGCCUCUUCUUCAGAAGCAAAGCGACCGACCGUGGGAGAAGACUUGUCUCUCAUUUACAUCGCUUUGAACCUUGGUUUGGUACUAAAAACAGCAUUGCAUUCUUGGUGAAGUGUUGGGGGUUCAGGGCUCCUCUCCAGCAGCAGCAGCAGCAGCAGCAGCAGCAGCAGCAGCAGCAGCAGCAGCAGCAGCAGCAGCAGCAGCAGCUUCUCCUUAGACCUUCAGGUCACUGUCAUUCUGAUGUGCAUAGGAAUGUGUCGGACAAUGGACAGCUGGAUUAUUUUAGUAUUUUUGGAUUACACUUCCUUUCUGUACCAGUUUCUUUUAAUUUAAAGAAUAAGUGAGUUAUAUUACCUCUCCACAGGUGAUAUAGCUAUUUUCUUUUAUUAACUGUUCUCUGUUCCCUCUUCAUUUCCUGAUAUUUGGUAGAGUAACACCUUUAUCCACGUGCUUGCCUCCUAAUUUAAAAUACUGUACCCGCAUGUAGAUAUAAUGUACAUAACACUUGAAGCUCAAGGUUGCCGACGGGCCCCGCACGGGAGACACUGCUAUGGAGUGUGUCGCUCAGCCGCAGUGGGCCCGAGAGCCUGACUCCAGGGUUGCUGUGAUUCCUAGAACCUUCCUGCAGUAUUCCUUUGCGUUUUAUUUGUCACUGUCCUGUGUGUGCUGUGUUCAGAUGGAACUUCAGAAGUUUAUCAGGAUGUUUGUUUGUUUGUUUGUGGCUUCUGCAGUGGACAGGCAUCUUCGCAGUCUCCAUGUCACUGUUCUGCUCCUCAUGAGCACCCCUCCUGAGAGCUAGUGAUCACCUCAUCACGGGGUCAUUGGCUUCUCUGUCCGAUGUCCUGCUGUGGCAGGGAGACAGGGAGAAGGCAGCCCCGUUGACGGGGCUCCUGCCUCUGGGCCCCUGCACUCUGCCUGCCAGGGGGUUGGAGGCUGCUAAGUCAGAACCUGCGGAGCAGGUCAGCUGUUCCUGUGUGGAGCACAGCCUCAGGCCCGUCAGCUCUGGUGUGACUCAUCACCUCAGUUCUCAAAGCUCCCGGGUGUGAGAGGCACAGACAGGACAUUGGUCAACAUUUCCCUCUUUCAAGAUUAGGUUUUGAUUUGCCCCUCACCAUUGUUUCCAAAGAUCAAGGAAUGUCAGUAAGUAACCGUUAAAGGACCAACCAGCCCCUCCCUGGGAGUGGAGCCUCUUCCCAUGGAAGCACACUGUAGGAGAGAGAAGAGGCCUCUGGGCUCCUCUGGGCUCCUCUGGGCUCCUCUGGGCUCCUCUGGGCUCCGCUGGGCUCCGCUCGCUGGCUCGCUCGUCCUGGCAUUGUGAAUGCUGUGGGAUCAGUGUGUGUGGUGAUUGCUUUCCUGGGUUGACGUUGCUUUUUCCUUGUUGGUUCUUUUCUUUCUUUGUUCUCUCUCUCUCUCUCUCCCUCUUCUUUUGGAGACAUUGUUCUCACAUGCUUCUACAUUUGUUUCUGAGAGGUGGGGGCUCAAAUGUAUAGAAAGUAGGCCCCUGUCUAUAAGAGGGGUGUGAACACACCACCUCACAGCUCAUCACCCCUUGACAGGAACGCCCAGGGGAGGCAGGGAGGGGGGACGUGAAUUCUGAACAAUCGGACUUUCUCUUGUUUUUGCAUGUUAAAUAUAGAAGUUCCUGUCCAUCCUUGGGAGAUCAGGGCCUUCACAUAUGCACACGACCUUUGAAUUGUGCCUACUAAAUUACAGCAGGGGACUUGGGUACCCAAGGAAUUCCAGUUUCUGGGAUUACGGCAGUAAUUCCUAGUUGUACUCUGGACUUUAUUUUGCUAACCGUAAUCAAGCAACUGUAAAUUACUGCUAUAUUAAUGUUAAAGCACUGGGGUAGUCUAAUUCUAACGGUAAUUAAUUAUGUUUGCCAAUUAUCUGUUUGAAAUAAAUAUGUGUCUGAACAGCUAUUGAAACUGUUAAAUUGUACAGAUAUUAUCAUGACGGCUUUGUACUGUGGAAUGUGCUUAAUAAAAAAGUUUGACCUUUGUCCAAUAAAUUGCUAAGUAAUGUCAGUAAAUCAAGAUGAGUAUUAUGCAGUACACCUGACCUGGCUUCAUGGCGAUUGUUACUUCAGCUACUAAUUCAAAGCCAAUACUCUCAAUAAAGUGUUGCAGUAUUCCGC